This is a messenger RNA of Poeciliopsis prolifica (blackstripe livebearer), 3733 nucleotides long. It is a transcript of the gene prodhb, whose product is annotated as proline dehydrogenase (oxidase) 1b. Gene Ontology annotation, molecular function: FAD binding; proline dehydrogenase activity. The record is from RefSeq and is a predicted model, not a curated record. Gene Ontology annotation, cellular component: mitochondrion. The coding region runs from base 80 to 1963 and encodes 627 amino acids. Lineage: Eukaryota; Metazoa; Chordata; Actinopteri; Cyprinodontiformes; Poeciliidae. The transcript has 14 exons.
UUACGCUGUCGCGUGCCAAGCUAAGAAGAUGGUGUGCUGACUUUUGACAAUUAUUUCUCAUCUACGUUAUCGUUCCCGGAUGUUUUGUCUCAAAGCCAUGCCAGCCCCCGCGUGGGUAAAUUCAGAUACUCUCUUGAAGCGGUUAUUAUCCAACCGAAGGCUGCGGUCCAGCGUUACCUUCAGCUCGACGACCCGGCCGGAGAAGACGGACCAUGGCAGAAACCGGAGCGGAGCACAGCGUGCCUCUGCCCGACUGCAGUCUCCUGGGAAGAGUGGGAGAGCAGGGAAAGACCGCACCAACUCUUCCUCCGCUGCUAACGAGAUCUCCGUAGACUUUGAGCAAAGCCAGGAAGCUUACAGGAGCAAAGACUCAUUAGAGCUACUCAGAAGUUUGGUGGUUUUCAAACUUUGUUCCUAUGACUUCCUGGUGGAUAAGAAUGAAAAGAUAAUGUAUCUUGGUAAGACAAUUCUAGGCCAGAAGGUUUUUGAUCAGCUCAUGAAGAUGACCUUCUAUGGCCAGUUUGUUGCUGGGGAGGAUCACAUAUCCAUUAAACCUCUGAUCCAGAAGAACCAGGCUUUUGGUGUAGGCUCGGUCCUGGACUACAGUGUCGAGGAGGACAUCAGCCAGAAGGAGGAAAACCAGAAAGAGAGCUCAAGCGUUUCCGCUGGAGGGGAAGGGAGCAUAGGCAAGGGCUACAGAGAGAAAAACUACGAAACAGGCAGGCAAUUAGGUGACAGUCAGAGGGAAGUGAUUGGAACCUGCACAUAUUUCUAUGCUGAUGAGGCCAAAUGUGACCAGCAUAUGGAGACCUUUAUGAAAUGUAUCAAAGCAUCUGGUGGGAGUUCUAUGAAUGGGUUUUCUGCAAUCAAAAUGACUGCACUUGGACGACCCCAGCUUCUGCUCCGGUUCUCAGAGGUCCUCGUGAAAUGGCAGCAAUUUUUCACAUUCCUGGCAUCACAGCAGGAUGGCAUGGAGGCCUUGGAGCAGAGGCUGGAGCUGACACAGCUGCAGGAAUUGAUGAUCAAACUGGGUGCGGAAAGUGACUUCCUUGGCUGGUUUACUAGAAAGAAAGGAGAAUCAGCAGGAUGCAUUGACAUCCUUGAUUGGAGCAGUCUAAUAGAUGACCGAGUGAACACAUCAGGCUUGCUUUUAGUUCCAAAUGUAAAGCUGGAUAAACUGGAGCCUCUGCUGAAAAAUUUCACCACAGAGGAGGAAAAUCAGCUAAAGAGGACAUUGGAGCGACUUGAUGUAUUAGCCAAGUGUGCCUUAAAAAACGGUGUUCGCUUAAUGGUGGAUGCAGAGCAAACCUAUUUCCAGCCAGCCAUCAGUAAACUCACUCUGGAUUCACAGAAGAUCUACAACAGAGAGAAGCCUGUUGUUUUCAACACUUACCAGUGCUACCUAAAGGAAGCAUUCAAAAAUGUAACUAUGGAUGUAGAACUGUCUAGAAGGGAGGGUUGGUGUUUUGCCGCUAAGCUGGUACGUGGCGCAUACAUGUAUCAGGAACGAGAGAGAGCGAAGGAGUUUCGAUACGAAGACCCUAUAAACCCCAACUAUGAGUCUACUAGCACAAUGUACCACAGGUGUUUGCACUAUUUGCUGGACGAGAUUGCUCUUAACAGAAAGGCCAAUGUUAUGGUUGCCUCUCAUAAUGAGGACACAGUAAAAUACACCCUGAAAAGAAUGAAUGAGCUCGGUCUCUUACCAACAGAGAACAAGGUGUUCUUCGGUCAACUACUGGGCAUGUGUGAUCAGAUCAGCUUCCCACUGGCCCAAGCAGGUUUUCCUGUCUAUAAGUACGUCCCCUAUGGGCCAGUGAGUGAGGUGAUGCCCUACUUGUCCCGACGGGCACAGGAGAACCGAGGCUUCAUGAAGGGUGCCCAAAAAGAGAGAGAGCUGCUGUGGAAGGAGUUGAAACGUCGACUUGUCUCUGGGGAACUUCUCUACAGACCACUGUACUGAAAACACAGAAGCAGAAACCGAGAGGAGAGUUUGUCAGCUCCUUGAGGGAUUUUUUUUUAGCAGCAGCCGCUAUCAAACUUUCUCUCUAGCUUGAUGGCUACUGCUGCAGCUGUCUGCUCCAACUCUCUCCCUGUGCAUGUCCUGUUUUAUCAUGUUCUGUGGUUUUUUUCUUUUUUUGCAGAUGAACUGCAUGGAGCUUUAUUAUUUUCACCCACCUUCAACCCAUCGAAGUCCUACUACAGAUCCCUAUUUCUUUUUUUAUCUGCCACCACAACUAACAGCAUUCCUCAUUUUUGUCAUUGUGCUAUCUGUAGAGCUCUGGUAUCCAUCAAGUGGGCAUCUUUACUGCUCCAAAAGGACUCUCUAAAAUGUCAACAACACUAGGGUGGUCAUCCUUCGUUAUUGCUCCAUUUAUCUUGGAGAGGAUAGAUAAUAAUAAAAAUAACAGACUGGAUUUAAAUUGCAGCAAAGGACACAUUCUAUAUUUGAAGUGGUUUUUCGUUUAAUUUUUUAUCUACUCUAUUCCAGCCACGCACUGCUGCUGAAGGCAUACUUGUAUUGUAUCUUUGUGUCUGAAGGUGUCGCGAGUUUGAAAACAAGGCUUCUUCCUAAAUUGUUGCGAAACCUUGAACCUUAUUACAUCCCUCAUCUCUUUAUAAUUUGCAAUUAAAAAAUGUCAAAUCUUCUAUUUUUGUGCUUGCUGGAUUGUAUGUGUGAGGUGUAAAAAAAUAUAUAUUGGUUAACCUUUUAUACUAGAACCUACAAACCUGCGUUUUUUUUAUUUUCACACAGAGUUGCAUUUUCCUCAUCAUUGGAUUUUGGUAAAUUACACUGAUAUAAAUAUAUUGAAAGGAAGUUUUUUUUUUUGUUUGUUUUUCUGACAUAACUUUAACAAUCCAAAAGAGUUCAAAAAACAAAUAGUGUCUUACAAAAAUUUACAACCCUGGAACUGUUACAUUGUGUCACCUUACAAACACAAAUUCCAUUGGAUUUGAUUUAAAACAGUUGUCAUUACCACAUUAUUGUGAAGUAGAAGGGAAAAGCAUAUGUAGUUUUCAAUCUUUUUGUGCAUUUAUAUUAAGUUCCUUAGAAUCAAUACUUUGUACACUCAUCUUUCACUGCUGUUUCAAUUGUAAUUAAUUUGGCUUUCAUCUCUACCAAUGUUUGUAGAUAUGAAGACUCCAAAUUUUUGUUAAUUUUUCUUUGAUAAAUGUUUGCAUUGUAUAUAGAUGGUAUAUGAACAACAAUAUUUGAAGUGCACUCAAGAGGAUGUAGGUCAUAAAUAUGCUUUGAUGUUGCUGUAUGUCCUGAGCCAUCUUACUUAUGGAAACUCUCCCUUAAUCUUCGGUCUUUUGCAGCCUGGAACAUGUUUAUUUCCAGAACAUACCUACAUUCAUUUCCAUCGUGUGACCUACUCUCCCAUCUCUGCUGAAGAAAACCAUUCCCACAGCAUAAUAUUCUAGCUUUCCAAUUUCACUGAGCAUUUCACUUGUAGGGCAAAAUGUUCAGAUUUGGUCUGAACUGAUCAAAGCAACUUCUUCCACAUAUUCAGCAUAUAGCUUUACUUUCAACCGAUUCCCCAACCUGUACUGUGUUUCAAUGAAGCUUCUCCAAAGUUGUUCAGGUGGACAGUCAUGACUUGUGGGCUGUAUAGUUAAGACAUUUUAAGACAUUGAAUGUAUCUUAAUAAAUGUAAGAGUUUGUAUAACCUUGCAGAAACCUUUUGAAGGUUGGACUGGAUUUUAUUUAUGGCUAUUAGAAUAAAGAGAC